AUGAAUCCAAGGGGCGGCCGCGGUGGAGGCUGCAGCGCCGGCAGCAGCAGCAGCUCGGCGUCAAUCGCCGCCGCGGGAGGCGGCGGAGGAGGGCUUCCUCGGCCAAUGGAGGGGCUCCACGACGCCGGUCCGCCGCCGUUCCUGACCAAGACUUACGAGAUAGUGGAGGAUUCCAGCACGAACCACAUAGUCUCAUGGAGCAGAGGUAACAACAGCUUUGUGGUUUGGGAUCCGCAGGCUUUCUCCCUCACCCUCCUCCCCAAGUUCUUCAAGCACAACAAUUUCUCCAGCUUCGUCCGCCAGCUCAACACCUAUGGAUUUAGAAAAGUGGAUCCAGACCGAUGGGAAUUCGCCAACGAAGGCUUCCUGAGAGGCCAGAAGCACCUCCUCAAGCACAUCCGGAGAAGAAAAGGUCCUCCUCCACCUCAACAGCUGACUGCGCCGGCCACGCAGCAAGACCCUUCUUGCGUCGAGGUCGGGCGGUUCGGGCUGGACGGCGAGCUGGACCGGCUGCGGCGAGACAAGCAGGUGCUGAUGGCGGAGCUGGUGAAGCUGAGGCAGCAGCAGACCACCACGAGGGCGUGCCUCCAGCUGAUGGAGCAGAGGCUGGGCCGGACCGAGUCGAAGCAGCAGCAGAUGAUGGCGUUCCUGGCGAAAGCGAUGCAGAACCCGGACUUCGUGCAGCAGCUGGUGCGGCAGAAGGACGUGAUGAGGGAGCUGGAGGAGGUUAUCUGCAAGAAGAGGCCGCGGCGGCGGAGGCGAACCAUUGAGCAAGCCGGGCUGGGUGACGUGGAGGAUGUUGGAGGUGGGUUUGUGAAGGUUGAGGCUAGGGAGUUUGGUGGGUUGGGGGAGAUUUCUGAGCUGGAUUCGUUGGCUUUGGAUAUACAAGGGCUGAGCGGUGGAGGUGGAAGAGGGAGGGAGAGGGUGGAGGGAGAUGGUGAUGAAGGGAUUAAUGUUGAUGAUGGUGAUGAGGAAGAAGAGGGGUUUUGGGAGGAUUUGUUGAAUGGUGAAAUUGGGGAAGAGAUGGGUUUGAUGCUAGGUGGUGGUAAUGAAGAUGAUGAUGAGGAGAAUGUAGAUGUGCUUGUGGAGCAAUUGGGUUUCUUGGUUUCUAAUUGA
Linum tenue is the source of this 1116-nucleotide messenger RNA. NCBI's taxonomy places the organism in Eukaryota, Viridiplantae, Streptophyta, Magnoliopsida, Malpighiales, Linaceae. The record is from the annotation of a GenBank genome assembly.